AUUGAUAAUGAUUUGUAUUGGAGAAGCAGCCUACCUCACAACAAAAGCCUAAUAUAAUUGGAAGAUGUGCCCAUUUCCUGCCCUUUGAAUGGUCUAGGAUGUAAUGUAUUCUUCAUCAUCGUCAUCAGGCCUAAAGCACCAGGCGGUUGGAGAUGCCCUUCAUUUUACACCACCCAUAGAUCUUAGGCAGCAUAGAUUCUAGGCUAACUGUUAAAUUCGACCUGUUUUAAAAAUGCCUGAUGCUCGUUUGCAAAACAGGACCAGAGCCCUGGUGAAACACAAGUCAAACUUGGGAGUUGCAUUUCGAAGAUGGACACAGUCAAGAGCCCAGAAGGGUUUCAAGACACAUGAGCUUGUUUAUCCUUCUUUUAGUCUUUUAACAUUCAACAGACGGGAGUACAAUCUGCGUGCAAAAGACUGCGAUGACUUUGGAGACCGCAGCACACAGCGUGGCGCCACCUCAGAUGGUCUGCAUGUGGACGCCCCUGGCUCCUCCCACAUGUCCAGUCACAGCGAGGAGCUGAGGAUCCAGAGCGUCUAUGGAAAAGGGGAGGGCCCACUGGCGCUGGAUGGCCAUAACGCACUCUUCGGCAAGGACUGGCCCGGUGGGUUGCCUGGCGGGUGUUUUCCCGACAAAACCAAUAUGGUCAUCCACAUGCGUACCCACACCGGCGAGAAGCCGUACGGGUGCGACCAAUGCAAGAAGUUCUUCCAACACAAAGGCAGCCUGAAGACCCACAUGAGGACUCACUCUGGGGAGAAGCCCUACAGGUGUGAUCAAUGCAUGAAGUGCUUCUGUAAGAGCUCUCACCUGAAGGUCCACAUGAGGACUCACUCCGGGGAGAAGCCGUACAGGUGUGACCAAUGCGUGAAGUGCUUCAGUCAGAGCUACAUCCUGAAGAGACACAUGAGGACUCACUCCGGGGAGAAGCCUUAUAGGUGUGACCAAUGUGUGAAGUGUUUCAGUCAGAGCUCCACUCUGAAGAGCCACAUGAGGACUCACUCCGGGGAGAAGCCCUACAGGUGUAACCAAUGUGUGAAGUGUUUCAGUCAGAGCUCCACUCUGAAGAGCCACAUGAGGACUCACUCUGGGGAGAAGCCCUACAGGUGUUAUCAAUGCGUGACGCGCUUCCAUAGGAAUUAUAACCUGAAGAAGCACAUGAGGACUCACUCUGGGGAGAAGCCCUACAGGCGUGAUCAAUGCAUGAAGUGCUUCAAUAAGAGCUCCAAACUGAAGGUCCACAUGAGGACUCACUCCAGGGAGAAGCCCUGAAGGUGCAACGCCAGCUUCAGCGACCCACUCAAAGAGACAAUGGGGUGCUUUGACACAGGGCAAGGGGACGCUCUGAUUGACACCUCUAUCCUGUAUAUGUUGAAUUGACUGCUGUAGGUUUUUUGUUGCUUUUUUAAAGACGCUUCCAACUCAUCAAACACCUUCUGUUUUUAUUGUUGUAAAUAAAUGAUGCCUGUCUGAAGAAUCAAAAAAAUCUUGGAGACCUCGGACAAUCUAAUAUUUGAUUUAAAUGUAGAGCAGGGUCAUGGGAAUUUGUUUCAGUUAGAGCUUCAACCUGAAGAUCCACAGGAGGAGUCACUCCGCGGAGAAGCCCUACAGGUGUGGCCAAUGUAAGAGCUUCAGUACGAGCUCUAACCUGAAGAGCCACAUGAAGACUCACUCCGGGGAGAAGCCUUACAGUUGUGACUAUUGCCUGAACUGCUUCAGUGAAAGCUCCGCCCUGAAGGUCCACAUGAGGACUCACUCCGGGGAGAAGCCCUACAGUUGUAACCAAUGCAUCAAGUGCUUCGGACCUAACGGUCCCCAUGUGGCCUCACUUGGGGGAGAAGCCCUACAGGUGUUACCAAUGUUUGAAGUGCUUCAGUUAUAGCUCCCACCUGAAGGUCCACAUGAGGACUCACUCCGGGGUGAAGCCAUACAGGUGUGAUCAAUGCA
Molecule: messenger RNA, 1948 nt
Organism: Gadus macrocephalus (Pacific cod)
Lineage: Eukaryota; Metazoa; Chordata; Actinopteri; Gadiformes; Gadidae
Product: zinc finger protein 239-like
Exons: 2
Coding region: 233-1273 (346 amino acids)
Biological process (GO): regulation of transcription by RNA polymerase II
Molecular function (GO): DNA-binding transcription factor activity; RNA polymerase II cis-regulatory region sequence-specific DNA binding
Source: RefSeq, a predicted model, not a curated record